UUAAAUUUACAGGCAUCGGACCAGUUUAUGAUACCUUACAUCUACUGGCGUCAGUUUUCCCAUGUGUUUCACAUUAGAGACCUAGGACGCGUCUAAAUAUCAGUGUUGUUCAUUUUGUAAACGUUGAAUAAUGGUGGUUAUGGAGGAAAGCCUGAGAACAAUGACCAGGGUUUUCAGGAGAGAAUGUCACAGGGUGUUAGACUCGGAGAGGACCACCAUCCAAGGGGCUGAUGGGAUGCUGAUGAUCCUACAACUUGCUAUGGCUGGGGUCAACAAGCAGGAACAUGGGGACUUUGGUGUUGUUUUGAGUGAAGUCUUGGCUGCCUGGAAAUACUUCCUUCUGGAUAAACUCCAGCUAUCCCACAACGAUAUCCCUCUUCCGCAAAACUAUGACCUCAUCCGAAAAGAGUAUGACUGCUUUUUGAAACGCACCAAUACUGUGGACUUGAUUGACGUCUUCAUUAUGUUCAAGGAGAUUCAGAUAAAUGAGGACCCUGAGGAGCCCCUAACCGCGAUGCAACUGUUUCAGUUUCUCAUGGGUGAGAAGGAGAGUUUAGAGAAAAUGGAUCCUCUUCCUUUGUGUCCCGCAACUCCAUCUAACAAGGCAAUCUGUAGUCCACAGAUACAGAGAGUUGUCAGGAGAGUUUUCUGUUCUUAUUUGGGCCUUUUGGUGAACUCUAAGAACGACCUGGCCCUCGCAUACACCCUGGACAACCCAAAUCGCUCUCUGGGUCACAGCGCCUUUACUGACCUUAGACAUGCUGCCUGCGACAGUGCCUCGUCUCUCUUCCUGACAGUAACAUCAUUUGUCAGGGCCAUACAGUUGGGAGGAAAGGGGUACGCCCCACCUGAGUCUCACCCCUUAAGGAAGCACAUAAAGGGUUUAUCUGAGUUUCUCAAUUUUGUCGACCAGUGUCAAGAAGUUCUGGGAGACUCCCCUAAUCCCAGAGAAGCUGGAUCCAAGCUGGUGUCUAGUAUUAGAGCUGCUCUGGUCAAAGGCCGCAGUAAUGGAGACCCAGUGUACCUUGCAGCAGAGGAUACAGCCAAAAGUCUCAAGGAAAGAAUGGGUCAAAUACACACCAUGCAGACGCAUUCAGUGGUUGGCAUGGGAAUCAGUCCAGCAAGGCCCAAAGCGUAUGCUAUUAACCACUCCACUGCCUAUGGGGGACGAGAGACUGUUAAGGUUCUAAUGACUCUUUUGGAUGAAGAAGCACUAGCACUGCCCUGCAGGAACAAGGCAGAAUUGCUUUCUGAAGAUCAUGCAGUUCUUAAUGGCACCUCUGGAGCUUGUCUUCUUACCCUUUACAAAUCUCCAGAUGCUCCCACGGGAUCUUCUCCAAAGCCUUUACGGAACCGCAUCUUGAGCCAACAAGAACACGUCAAGUCCAAGGUUGUGCGGUCAACCAUCCGCUCUCAGUUUGCAUGCACAUACAAGGAUGAUGAGCUGCCCCUCAACCGGGUGUUGGAGUUUCCCAGCACCAGCCAACUUCCCACCUGUAUGCACCCUGCACCCAAAAAACCUGUCCCUUUACCAGUGACUGUGGAGGAAGAGCAUGACCCAACUGGGAUGGACAUCAGUCUCAAAGGUAAUGCCUCUGCCACAUUUAAAGACGCUAUGCAAAAUUUGUUUUGUCACUCUUAG
Messenger RNA from Sinocyclocheilus grahami, 1642 nucleotides. Its product is annotated as PCNA-interacting partner-like. Bases 131 to 1642 code for a protein of 503 amino acids. The record is from RefSeq and is a predicted model, not a curated record. Gene Ontology annotation, cellular component: chromatin. Lineage: Eukaryota; Metazoa; Chordata; Actinopteri; Cypriniformes; Cyprinidae. Gene Ontology annotation, biological process: negative regulation of double-strand break repair via homologous recombination. The transcript has 11 exons.